Messenger RNA from Triticum aestivum (bread wheat), 809 nucleotides. Its product is annotated as 46 kDa FK506-binding nuclear protein-like. The record is from RefSeq and is a predicted model, not a curated record. Lineage: Eukaryota; Viridiplantae; Streptophyta; Magnoliopsida; Poales; Poaceae. Bases 47 to 781 code for a protein of 244 amino acids. The transcript has 2 exons.
GGACGGGUCGACACCGGGGUAGUCGAGUGGGCUCCCUCCAUUUACCAUGGACCGAGUGAACAAGCCCUCCUCCCUGAAGCUGAUUCCGGAGGAGAAAGCUGACGUGAAGAUGUUGAUGGAGCGCGUAGUUCAGUUGGUUCGGGAGGGAGUGACGGGCAUGGAUCUCCUGGAAGUUUUCCUUAGGCGUCGAAUCCAGCCUCUUCAGUUCCGGAGCCACUGCAUGUGGUUGUACUGUGGAACUGAGGACGUGACUCGGGUUAACCCAGAAACAGUCGACGAUGCCACUCUGGAAAGGUGGAUGGCCGCUGUUACUGGGAACAAGGAUAACCCUCGCGGAGCCAGAAGGAUUCCUCCACUCGACUGCCACAGUGACCCAAACAAGGCCCUCACUGAACUGUACUCAAUGCCCAACGGAGCGCAGGCUCCGACUGAGGAGGGAGAAGCGAGCGGGGGCGAGAGUCAGGAGGAGGAGUGGGACUCGGACGCCGCCGAGGCCGAUGAUGAUGAUGAUGACGAUGAUGAUGAUGACGAUGAGGACGGCGAAGAGGAGGAGGAGGAGGAGGUCGCACCACCGCGCUCGGAAAGGCAGUCGAAACUUGUUCAUGACCCUGCAACUGAACGCGGCGAGGGGGUCGCGACUGUUACUCAGUCGACCAAGCGCCCCCGGACCACCUCUCCGGCGCCGACUGAAAAGGCGCCGAAGCAGCCCAGGGCGGCCCCGUCGAAGCCGACCAAGCACCUGCCGAAGAUGAAGGUGUCCAUCCCCACCAUAUCAGGGUAAUCAUAUUGCUUACGUCUUCUUGUUUUGU